AUGAAACGUGGAAGCACGGUGGAUUCAUGUCUUCAAUGCAAACCAUGUAAAAAGCAUGUCGAACAAAAUUGUUCGGAUUUAUGUUUAGCCUAUUCAAUUACUGAACUUGAUAAAGUAACACAAAUCUACGGAGGUUGUUCGAGAAUAUUUUUUUUGCAAAAUUCCAAAAGUUUGCCACUGGAUGCAGUGACACCGUUACUCUCUGCAGGCAUUACAACUUAUUCACUUUUACGUCGUCUUAAAGCUGUUCUAAAAUGUUCACGGUAG
Adineta ricciae is the source of this 267-nucleotide messenger RNA. Lineage: Eukaryota; Metazoa; Rotifera; Eurotatoria; Adinetida; Adinetidae. The record is from the annotation of a GenBank genome assembly.